Messenger RNA from Sardina pilchardus (European sardine), 2321 nucleotides. RefSeq names its product regulator of G-protein signaling 6-like. The coding region runs from base 146 to 1564 and encodes 472 amino acids. Gene Ontology annotation, cellular component: neuron projection; cytoplasm. Lineage: Eukaryota; Metazoa; Chordata; Actinopteri; Clupeiformes; Clupeidae. Gene Ontology annotation, molecular function: GTPase activator activity. The record is from RefSeq and is a predicted model, not a curated record. The transcript has 17 exons. Gene Ontology annotation, biological process: positive regulation of GTPase activity; intracellular signal transduction; regulation of G protein-coupled receptor signaling pathway.
UUUCGUCUUUUCCCUCCUCUCCGAACGGCUCUCCGCCCUCUGCAAGUCAUCUGUGUCAUGAACCUGCUUUCGGCUUGUUGCUAAGGACACUAAAAUAGCCAGGAGUGGACUCCGACGUUGUUUUGUUGCUAAGGUCCUAGUAGUCAUGGCACAAGGGUCCAGAGACCAUAUUGGUGUGGGCACUGCUAAUCCGGACGAUGACUCGCCUAACAUGAUCGUCUACAAAAAGAUCGAGGAUGUCGUUUCACGGCUGCAGGAUGAGAAGGCGGGGGGCGUACCCAUCCGCACCGUCAAGAGCUUCCUGUCCAAGAUCCCCAGCGUGGUGGCCGGCUCUGAUAUUGUCCAGUGGCUGAUGAAAAACCUCUCUAUUGAAGAAACAGUGGAGGCCGUCCAUCUUGGUAGCCUCAUCGCUGCCCAUGGCUACUUCUUUCCCAUCUCGGAUCACGUGCUCACACUGAAGGAUGAUGGGACAUUUUACCGCUUCCAGUCUCCGUACUUCUGGCCCUCUAACUGCUGGGAGCCUGAGAACACAGACUAUGCCAUUUACCUGUGCAAGCGCACCAUGCAGAACAAGGCCAGGCUGGAGCUGGCUGACUAUGAGGCCGAGAAUCUGGCUCGGCUGCAGAGGGCAUUUGCCAGGAAGUGGGAGUUUAUCUUCAUGCAGGCUGAGGCGCAGGUUAAGAUCGACAGGAAAAAGGACAAGGUGGAGCGCAAGAUAUUGGACAGCCAGGAAAGAGCAUUCUGGGACGUCCAUCGACCUGUGCCAGGUUGUGUGAACACCACAGAGAUGGAUAUUCGCAAGUGCAGGCGUGAAAGAAACCCCCAGAGAGUUAAAAAGUCUGUGUACGGUGUAACGGAGGACAAUCAAUCACAGAGCUCAGCACAGCCUCCCUCUCAACCCUGCAGGACCUCCACCAAAGAGGAGGUGAAGAAGGAGAUAUCGUUCUUAAACACACAGCUGGACAGACACUGCAUGAAAAUGUCCAAAGUGGCCGACAGUCUGUUGGGCUACACGGAGCAGUUCCUGGAGUAUGACCCCUUUAUGACCCCGCUGGAGCCCUCCAACCCCUGGGUCAGCGACGACACCACCUUCUGGGACCUGGAGACCAGCAGAGACCCCAAUCAGCAUCGCGUGAAGAAGUGGAGCUUCUCCCUGGAGGAAGCCCUUAAAGACCCGGCUGGACGAGAACAGUUCCUGAAGUUCCUCGAGUCCGAGUUCAGCUCUGAGAACCUCCGGUUCUGGCUGGCGGUGCAGGACCUGAAGCGGCGUCCGCAGCAGGACGUGUCGGCCCGAGCGCAGGACAUCUGGCAGGAGUUCCUGGCCGAGGGGGCGCCCAGCUCCAUCAACCUGGACUCACACAGCUACGAGCGCACCAGCCACAACAUCAAAGACCCCGGACGAUACAGCUUCGAGGAUGCCCAGGAGCACAUAUUCCAGCUGAUGAAGAGUGACAGCUACUCUCGGUUCCUGCGGUCCAGCACGUACCAGGACCUCCUGCUGGCCCGGAAGAAGGGCAAGUCGUUGACGGGGAAGCGCCUGACAGGUCUGAUGCAGUCAUCCUGACAAAGCCUGGACCACUGGAGCAGUGCACAAGCACACUGACAACACACACACACACACAAACACACACACACUCACAUAUACACAGACUGACAACACACUAGGAGAGUAGGAGUUGCAGCUGUAAGGGACAUGAAUCAUGAUGAAGGCCUGGCAAGGUGCAGGAGAGACAGACUCAUAAUAAGGGCUGGACUACAGAGAGAGAGAGAGAGAGAGAGAGAGUCAGAGAGAGAGAGAGAAAGAGAGGGUGAGAGUGAAUCAUCUGCAAUGCUGAAUGGAUGACAGGACUUGGAGAGAGAAAGACCCAUUAUCACCCAGAGGGAGAGGGAGGGUGGGAACGAAAGACUGGAAAAGAGAGAUGCAUGUAGAUCCAAGCCAGUGACACUCAGGAUGACAUGGUGGUGAAUGUCUGGAUGAGUGAAGUGUGUGUGUGUGUGUGUGUGUGAGUGUGUAGAGAGAGAGGGAGGGAGAGAAGUGGGAAGGGCAUGAUGGAAGGACACUACCACAGUCCGUUCAUGAAUGAAACACACACUCCACAUCCCAGAACUCACACUGUCCUCUCUGGAAGUGUGUCUGUGCGCGCGCCUGUGUGAGUGUGUGUUAUGAGAAUGAGUACUCUCUCUCUCACACGGUCUGCCUUUCACACAGACACUCAGAUGCAUUAAGAGAAGUAGAGGCCGUACCAUUAGAUGCACCUGGCUCAGAUAUUUGAAGCUGAAGUCUCCAACAUGCAUUUGGAACAAGUGAGCCAAUGAAUGGA